GCUGCGGCAGCGCUGAGGGAAGACCAGGGAGGGGCUGAAAGCGGCUGUGGAAAAGCCCGCCAUGAGCGACGGGUCUGGGGAGCCUGCUGCCGAGGCCCCGCCCGCGACCGAAGGGGGCGUCCGAAUCGUGGUGGAAUACUGCAAACCAUGUGGCUUUGAAUCUGCCUAUCUAGAGCUGGCAAACGCAGUCAAAGAAGAAUAUCCUGAUGUGGAGAUUGAAUCCCGCCUUGGAGGGACAGGUGCAUUUGAAAUAGAAAUCAAUGGACAGCUGGUCUUUUCCAAACUUGAGAAUGGAGGAUUCCCUUAUGAGAAAGAUCUCAUCGAAGCUAUCCGCAAGGCUAUUAAUGGGGAGCCACUUGAGAAGAUCACCAAGAGCCGACCUCCGUGUGUCAUCCUUUAGUUUCUUUCUCCACAUCUUUCAGUCCUCUACAUACCCGACACCUAUAAUCCUGGCCAUUCUUGCCUCUACCUCUUGACUGCAGAUCCAUAUGCCUUGUUACGUUUGGUAAAGGGGGCAGGAAGCUUGCUGAAGUGAAAUCAACAUGAUUUGGAGUUGCCUGAACAUAAAGCCUUAUAACAAGAACCUGAGCCACUUUCUGGGGAAGAGGAACAUGGAGGUUAGAGUCCUUGUUAAACAAGUUGGCUCAAUCAGCCUUUCUUCAAAAGGAAAAUAGUUUCAAAACAUGCCUCUUCUCACUUGUAAAGUCCAGAAGGGGUUUUGUUUUGAUUACUGUUUUUGCUUGUAUCUGUAUACACAAGUGUGAAGUAGCCCCACCAAUCCAGUCAGAAUUAGAUCCUCUCUAUUUCUUCUGACUUCUGUGAUUCAUUCAGAGAUCAGCUGUUUCCUCCCUCGUGUUUCACAUUCCUUUAACUAGGAGCCAGUAUAAGCUAGUGUCUCAUCUUGCCCUCACUAUAAAACUGAAAGUGCUUGUGCAGAGCUUGCUAAGAAGUCUAUAUGGACUGAUGCCAUGGAAGAAGCCCCCAGCUUAGUUAUGAUCACCAGUGUCCUUUCAGUUAGCGCUCCCACUCUUGCUCUUCACGUGGGUUGAGAUAGAGUUUUACACAGCUCUGCUGCAGCUAUAUAUUUCUAUCCAUGUCCCACACCAUUGCCCACUUUUGGCUUUAAAAUAGAGAUUAGUAGCUCAGCUGAAAGGUUUAUCACUUUUAAUUUUGAAGUCCUUCCCAGGUAGCCAGUGCCAUCUAUUUUCUACAUUAAGUCCUGUUCCCUUCUUGUCCACUUUCUUGUCAGGACUUUCUGUAGACAUUCCAAUGUAGAUCUCUCCAACUAGACCACCUUUUUGAAGAAAGGAGAGGAAGAGCCUGAAUGCAAACCAAUGCAGUGGCCUCACUGUACUGUUAUGUUUCCUGACCAAUGAAUUUGGCAACUAAUGACACAGAGUUGGAUGGGGAAGCAGCAAAUACAAUAGCUCCAUGUCCCCUAUUUCAUUUUGUGUGUGAGACAGCUAUGCAUACACAUCAUCUGCUGAAUAUGUCUAAAUCCUCUUCUGUGCCUACUCCCUGUUUCAAUACUUUGGGGUCUUAUCAUGUAAUUUUCUUUUCUGUUUAUCCCUUUGAAACCUUGGCACAUCUCCCACAGUUGUAAGAAAUAUUGCUGCUAAAACAUUCUGAAGACGCUUGCCCCUUGUUGAGAGCAGAGGGUGAAAAAAUAGCCAAUACCGUUCCUUCUAAGUGUCUUAAUUUAUGUGUUGAGAAUGUUGUAUAAUCCAAUUUAUAUAAAGAGACAAGAAGUUAAA
Molecule: messenger RNA, 1754 nt
Organism: Anolis carolinensis (green anole)
Lineage: Eukaryota; Metazoa; Chordata; Lepidosauria; Squamata; Anolidae
Gene: mien1
Product: migration and invasion enhancer 1
Exons: 4
Coding region: 62-400 (112 amino acids)
Biological process (GO): positive regulation of filopodium assembly; negative regulation of apoptotic process
Cellular component (GO): cytosol
Source: RefSeq, a predicted model, not a curated record